Molecule: messenger RNA, 4536 nt
Organism: Prionailurus viverrinus (fishing cat)
Lineage: Eukaryota; Metazoa; Chordata; Mammalia; Carnivora; Felidae
Gene: SH2D4B
Product: SH2 domain containing 4B
Exons: 8
Coding region: 60-1376 (438 amino acids)
Cellular component (GO): cytoplasm
Source: RefSeq, a predicted model, not a curated record
CGCCUGGCAGGGCUUCCCUGGCUGGCCGCCCUUCUGGUGUGUGCACCCCAGGUGACACCAUGCUGCAGCAGAUCCUACAUGACAUGUACAUCGACCCCGAACUCCUCGCCGAGCUCAGCGAUGUACAGAAGCACAUCCUCUUCUACAAAAUGCGAGAGGAGCAGCUGAGGCGCUGGAGGGAGCGCGAGGCUUGGGAGGCCCUGGCCGAGGCAGAGGACCUCAGGCCCCCGAAAGUCAAGCGAGGUAUGUGGCUGGGAGCAGCGAGUGACAAGCACAUCCAGUGGCUCCUGGGGGCAGAUGGUGAAGUCUGGGUCUGGAUCAUGGGAGAAGGCCCUGGCGACAAGCCCUAUGAAGAGAUCUCUGAGGAGCUGAUUGCGGAGAAGGCGCGGCUGCAGGCACAGAGGGAGGCCGAGGAGCUCUGGAGACAGAAGGAGGCAGAAAUCACCAAGAAGUUUCGGGAUGCGCUGGCCAAUGAGAAAGCCCGGAUCCUGGCGGAGAAGUGGAAAGUGGAGACGGAAGACCGUAAGGCUGCCAAAGUCCUCGAGGAGCGCAUCCACGAGGAAUUCAAGAGGAAAGAGGAAGAGGAGCGGAAGCGGGGAGAGGAGCAGAUUCGCCUCCAGGAAGAGCAGAGGGCGAAGGAACUCUACUGGACCCUGAAGCAGGCCCAGCUGCAGAGCCACGCCAGCGAGAAGGAGGAGCGCGAGUGGGAGGAGCAGCUGCGCCGGUCCAAGGCUGCUGAUGAAGAGAGGAGUCGCAGAGCCCAGCGCGCCAGGGAUGAGUACCGGCGCCACUCGCUCCGUGCCAUCCAGAAGGGCACCGUCGCUGGCCUCAGCUCCAUGUUCCGAGAGCUUGGCCAGAGCCAGGAGCAGGAGGCCAGACUUGACCACCACCUUCCCGGCCCAGGGCCACCGCCACCCCUUGCCGUACCUGUCAGCAGGACUUGGGAGCGUCCACGGAGACCUGUCUCCAGGGAAGUCAUAGUCCGCUGGUUUAAGGAGGAGCAGCUGCCUCGCGGAGCCGGCUUUGAGAGGAACACCAAAUCCAUCGCCCCCUGGUUCCAUGGAAUUAUUAGCCGAGAAGAUGCAGAAGAUCUCCUUGAGAACAUGACAGAGGGAGCAUUUUUGGUCCGGGUCAGUGAGAAAAUCUGGGGUUAUACCCUCUCCUAUCGCCUGCAGAAAGGGUUCAAGCACUUUCUUGUGGAUGCCUCUGGAGAUUUUUACAGCUUCCUGGGAGUGGACCCCAAUCGCCAUGCGACGCUCACUGAUCUCAUUGAUUUCCACAAGGAGGAAAUUAUCACUGUUUCAGGGGGAGAGCUGCUGCAGGAACCCUGUGGACAGAGGGACAGCCCGCCAGACUACCAUCUGUUGUUUGAAUGAUUUUUUUUCCCCCUUACCAAUUGGACUUCUUUGGGCAUCCAGUUUUUGAACUCAAGAAUUUCCCAGCUCAAAUCCUUCCUUAUGGCCUUCUGGAAUAUCCACCACCAUCCAGUGGAUUAAGUAGAUUAGUAUGCCUCAAGGGAUAUGAAAUAUAUGGCGUAUGUGCUAUCGGUCCCUGUCCCGAUGCCCAGGACAGAAAUUGCAAAUAGCUGCUGCAACUCUUUCACGAAGAGUUUAGUUAUGACUUCAGAAGAGAAGCCUAUCUGCCCUAAAUCGAGCUCCUAGAGCACAUGGACCAUGUUUUAAUAAUCGAAAAUAAUUCCAGUGCCGAACUCCGAUUUUAACAUAUGGUAGGCAUUCGAUAAAUAUUUGUUUGAAUGAAUGCAGUUCUUCUGAAAGUUUUCCAACACUAAUCAGCAGUCGUUUCUAGUAAGUUAUUUCCUACCUGUUCCAUUUAUAAAGUCAUGGAGAGGAUGGAAGAAACGUUGCAAAGAAUUUAUAUGGAAAAUAGAGAUGCUGCGUCUUUAAUGGUGUAUGUUAUUGCCCUCAUUGAUUUUACCGUUGGAAUUACCCAAGGCUUCUGAGACCCCGCUUCCAGAAUAGGUGAUGGAUGCUGCCCUGCCUUCCUUAUUUGCCACCCCUGCUUGGUCUUGGAAGCAUAUCUUGACCCUGGUUUUACAAUAUUGAGGCAGUGGUUUCAUGCAGUCCCAAUAAAUGUGCGCAAAACCUGGGGUGAAUUAUAAAUCCAAAAAAGCCUUUGCUCUCUAGGAUUUACCCCUCUUUAUGCAGGUUAUUCAAAUGAUUACUUCUGCCUUUACGGUCCUUUGGACGCUGAUCCUUGUGUUCACUUACUCUGGCUAUGUUUUUCAUAUCAACAGGAUUCUUCCUGUGACCCCUGAAUAACUCUCAGGGGCAGUGUCUUUGCCCACACUCUGCCUUCACGUUUAUGGACAUAUGCGUAGAGACAGCAUGUUGUGAUGGGAAUAUUAUAGUGGCAUCAAGCAGACUUGCAUUCAACUCCCCACCCUGGACCUUACUAGUAUUGUAAUGCUAGAAGCCCCGUAUUUGGUGGGAGUGGGAGGAUGGAUGGACUUUGUGCCUUGUCGGUGGACGGGCAUACGUUACUUGAUGGUCACGUCACACAUAUCCUAUGUCACGCACCUCUCACAUCAUGCGUCUCUUCCGUCACGUUAUCUCUUACGCUCCAUUUCCUCUCUUGCCUCUUCUACUCUUCACAUCCUUGGCUGCUUAUUAUGCCCUGGUCACCAUCACUGUAAUCAGUUCUGCGUGGACUCUGUUUUUCACCACUGGGCCCAUCAGCUUCAUUUGAGAUAAGCCAACGCCACCUGGCCCCACGUGGGGCUCUGGGCCUCUCAUCCCCUAUGGCUGCAGACGCAGAAGACACCAGAAAACCAGCAGGAGCAGGGCAGUUAACUCCCCAUGCGGUGAAGCUUGCAUCAAUGGGAGACAGCAGCUUGAGGAUUAGUUCUUCUGUCUUCCUCCUCCGGGUGGGCUGUUUGGACUGGCAGCUCUUCCUAUGACCUCUGGGAAAACAGUCCUGCAAGACGGAGCAACUAGUCCCGAUGGAACCAAGGAGCGGCCGGAUGAGGCCCACCCCCUCCUGUGUGGCCCCCCUCCUUCCCCGCCUCGCUCUCCUGCUCCCCCCCAGGAUGGCACUCUUGAGCUGAAUGACACCACAGAGGCAUUUGCCGCAGGCUCUGCCUCUUAGGGAAAGCCAGGGAAGGCCCCAUCGUACAGAUAGAUGUGUUCGAUACUGUCAGCUUUGCAACCUGGCACCCUUCUGCCGUCUCACAGGGCCCCUGAAUGAAUAAAACCAAGGGAAGGCAGGAAGCCGGCUUCCUGAAUACGGAAGUGCUUUAAAACUAUUACCGAUUAUGGUUCGAUUCUCUUCUGUUAGACGUCGAGUGGCCUCAGACGAGCUGAAUUUUAGUUUUGGCCAUGCUACUUACAGACUAUGUGACUUUGUUCAAGUCAGUUAACCCCAUGAAAGCUUCUCAGUAUACUGAGAAGAGAGCUUUUUGUGUGGCCGUCACUGGUUUUUUUGGAGGGUCAGUUACAUGAGCAGUAGGAAAGCUUCAUCUAAAUGGAAGGCAUUGCUAAUAACAACCCCACUAACAGCAACAAUUAUUCUGGGCUCAGCAGCGAUGUGUCAGGGGAACAUGGUGUUGAUUUUCAAGGUGUUAGAGGAAGCUUCUUAUUCCAAGAACUAGCAGCAGCUCUGAAAGCAGACCAAGGGUUGAGAACCUGAACCCCUGAGCUGUUGUUUCUGUCGCUCCUAAUUAAUAUGUGAGAGACAACAGCUGGGUUUUCCAUGCCUAACACAUUUAUUUCAUUCUGUUUGGGGCCGGCACUUUCUGCACAUCUCAUAUAUUUUAGGUUUUACCUGGCCUUAAAAUAAAUUCCUCGUAAGUUGUCCUGCAAAUGAAAUUACUGUCUGGAAAACUGCAAUUUCAUCUUGAGAGUUUUAUUAUGCUAAUAAAUGUCAGGAUUCUCAAAUAAAGGGAUUGGCUUUUUUUUUUUUUUUCCCCUCCCCGAGCCCUGCAAAUAUAAUGAAAAACAGUCAGUCAGCUACAAGAUUUCGCAGAGAGAAAAUUUACAGUCUGGAACUAGAAAGAGAAGUUGUAAAAAACACUAGGCAACUUAUCGGAAGAUAAACAUCGACGAAUGGAAGGGUGACUUGGGGUCCCGGUCAGGGAGAGCCCUACGUGGCUGAGCUGGGGAGCUGGACACCUGGGGUGCAGGGGUCUGGGGAGCAUAGGCCGCAAGCGGCUUCUGGGAGUGGGAAUGGAGCCCUGGACAUGAAGACCCGGGUGCCUGGGGAGUGCGGCCCUUUUUUAUACCCUUGAACCCUUCCUUAGCCUGAGGACCAGAUCUGGAGCCAGAAAGACCUCUGUUCGGUGACCCUAGACAAGUGUUUCCAAUUCUCUGGGCCAUCGUUUCCUCUGUGAAAUGGGGUAAACCGUGACUGUCUCAGAUGGUGGCCUGUGAAAAUGUAGUCGACCCUUGAAUAAUGUGGGGGUGAGGGGUACCGGCCCCCCACAUGCUCAAAAAUCCACAUAUAGCUUUUGAGUAACCUCAAACUUAACUACUAAUAGCCUGUUGUUGACAGAAGCCUUACCAAUAACAUAAACGGCCAAUG